GAGUUGCUCAGGGUGAUGAGGACAAUCGACGACAGAAUCGUCCACGAGUUAAACACUACGAUUCCAACAGCUUCCUUCGUGGGGAAGGUUGAUGCCAGCCAGACGUGUAAAGAGCUGUACCACUCCCUGAUGGAUGCUCAUACCAGCAGAGAGAGAAUCAUCAAAAACUGCAUCGCUCAGACUUCCAGUGUAGUGAAAGCUCUCAGAGAAGAGAGGGAAAAGGCCCAGGAGGACGUAGCAUUAUUAAAGCAACUCAGGAAAGAGCAGACAAAGUUGAAAUUGAUGCAGUCGGAGCUGAAUGUUGAAGAAGUGGUAAACGACAGAAGCUGGAAGGUAUUUAAUGAGCGUUGCCGAAUUCACUACAAGCCUCCGAAGAGUCAAUGAUGUGGAGUAUUUUCCAUCGAGGUGGUCCAUAACCGUGAGAGCCAAACUGGAAAGAGAUCUUGGGUGAGCUGUAUUGGGACCCUCCAGACCAGUAGAACCCAGUCUUGUUUUGUUUUGGACCUACUUAGCUGAAAUCUCAAGGUUGAAAUGAUUCUCCUGUAAUUAAGAAAAAACAACUCAUCUUUUGUACAAAAAUAUGUGAACAAAUGAAUUUUAUAGUAUUAAAAUAAUUUUCAAAUGGAA
Merops nubicus (carmine bee-eater) is the source of this 627-nucleotide messenger RNA. RefSeq names its product coiled-coil domain containing 58 (gene MIX23). The record is from RefSeq and is a predicted model, not a curated record. Gene Ontology annotation, cellular component: mitochondrion; mitochondrial intermembrane space. The annotation marks the transcript as partial. Lineage: Eukaryota; Metazoa; Chordata; Aves; Coraciiformes; Meropidae. The transcript has 4 exons.